GACACGGUGUCUCGGCACGAACUGGUACACUCACUCAAGUUUGAGAGACGACGCGAAAUGAACAUGCCAUCCUGUCCUGGUCACCUGGCCGUUCUGGCAGUAGUCUUUCUGGCGUCUUUGGCAGCGACCGUGCCGCCGUGCAGCAACGAGACGACCGGACCUUCGACACCGUCUUCGACACCGGCCCUGCAGUUGAUGUCUCCGACGCCGUUGUUGAGGCCCAACGCCUCUGCUGCGCAGGUUUUGCAGCGAAGAGCAGAUGAACUGUCCAAUGCUGUGUCCAACACGAGUUUCGCGGAGACGAGGAGCAACGCCACAGUGCACGAGAUGCGGCAUAGGAAAAAACAGCAACAGCUGAUGUUGAUCCGUGCCCAGAUACUACACCGGUUAGGACUACGGAACCCACCAGGACCAACCCACAAUGCCUCUCAUGCCCUCUCAAAUACGACGCUGGCCAUAGCGGAGGAGGUCGUCCGGAACCCACCCGUCAAGACAAUGGCCACCUCCAGCGAGCUGACCACGGCGCGGACGGUUUAUUCGGAAAGGAUACAAAGCUUCUACCCAUCAUGUUCACUGCCCAACAACACUGACAGGGUAGCCUGGGACCAGCAAGGACAUUUUCGUCUUCUCUACGAUAUCAACUUUCCCAGGCCCUCUGCCGGCACGGAGAUAUCUCUCGUAUCGGCAAAGCUGCGAUUGUACAAGAUCGCUCAUCCGGACCCUUUACCCGCGUCACACAACUUUCUCGAGUCCACUGUCGGUCUGCAAGACAUAAACGUGUCAGUCUACCAAAUUCUCAAGCCCAUCAGAAGCAACCGAAGAGAAAGAAAGCAUCUUCUGGUGUCCCGCGCAAUGCCAGCAGACAGGCGAGGCUGGGUAGAAUUCAACGUCGAAGCCGCCGUCAGUCAGUGGUACCGUGCCCGCAACAGGAACCACGGCCUGGACGUUGAGGUUCGGGACGCCGCCGGAACCCUGCGAAACGCUGCGGACUACUUUCUCAACAUGAGCUGCUCAGACGGCACAGCAGCACAAGAACCCCCGUUUCCAAACAUCAUGCGACUCUACCCGGGUAUCGCUGGAAACGAAAUGUAUCCUACUCUAGACCUCCAGCUGGCCGAGGUGCUCAGAACGGAGUCGCCUCCGCCCUCGGUGGACUCCGACGACGUGACCGGAAGUCCAGCGGGCUCGAGAAUGCAGCGGCGUCGCAGACACCACACCUCCCAUGACCCCCAGGACGAAUGCCUCGGUGGAACUCGCUACAUUACCUUUGCUGAUCUCGGGUUACGACAUGUCCUACAUCCUGAAGGCUUUACCUACUCGUACUGCUACUGCCGGCAUAAGUGCGCACAAGAAGAGACCUCAGGGACGGCUGGUCCAUGCGUGAGAAAGAUGGAACCCUGCAGUACAGCAUCGUACCAACCACUGAAUGUGACUUACGAGCAUCAAGGUAGCCUCGUAACUACGACACUCACAAAUCUUGUGGCGACAAGCUGCACGUGCAGAAACCACGAGCGAUGAUGUCGCACUGCAUCACCAGUUCAUCAGGACAUCGCCUGUACUGCACAAUGCAGAGUUCACUUAAACGGCUCCAGAUCGUGUAAAAUCGAGAUUCCGCUGCAUAAUCGAAGUAGUCUUGUAUUGUUGAAAAGUACGUCACGGUUAUUUAUGACACCUAAUGACAGUGCGGCAAAUGGACAGGGCUCUGUAUAAAGUGUUGCUCUUCCAUUUAUUUUACACAUGGCAUGUGAGAAACGAUACACAGUCUUACAGCAAUAAUUCAGCAUUCGCACGUGUUUGUACAUAAGUGUGUGUGUAUAUAUAUAUUUUAUGCAACGCUCAAUAUGCCAAAGCAAAUUUUCUCAAACCCUCGUCCUAAUUAGAGCCUGAAGUUUUAGGGUUUUACCCGAUUGUUCCCCGAAUUUGCACCCCGAAUUGAAGGUUGCCUCCUUAGGGUGAAACCCGAUUUUUACCCGGCAAAUUGCCCUCACUGGGAUGUCUGUAGGAAUGCACUACCUUACUUGUUUGGCAGAAAAAUGCAGUUUCAUCACCGUUUGUACCAAACCUGUACAGUCAGAUUGCGUAACUGAGCCCGAUUUCUCCCCGAAUUUAGUAUACUGGAAGUUUUUUCUCCCGAAUUCGCAUGAAUUUAGUGCACAUGUUUAUUUGCCCGAUUUUUACCCCCCGAAUUUAGAAAAAAAUAUUUCCCGAAAACUUCAGGCUCUAGUCAUAAUUGACAUAAAUUGGAUGUAGAUACACCGCAUGCCAUAUCUGAAAGCGUUUCUUACGUUUUACACACUGUAAAGAUACAGAGUACUAACACAGCGUUUAUAUUUUUAAGUUAUCUUAAACUAAAUAUGGCUGCUUAUAUUAGGUCGUAGCAACGUAUGUGGCCGCGACACGCAAGUUCGGGAGCUUUGAGCAACGGAUACUUGUACUUAGCUUAGAGAUAAUUUUAAUUAGCAAUUUAUCUUUGCUUUGUCUUUUCUUUUUUUUUUCUUCACAUACCUUCAGCACUCUGCUCUCCUGCAAGGCUCAAGCGUUAGGCUGCAAGAGAGUGCCAUAUCUGCUGCAACAUGUGAUAUGUUGUGAAACUUUUACCUUUUUUUUUUUUUGCACAGUAUAUAUUUAACAAUCAUCUGUCAUUCUGUACAUAGUGUGAGUCAUGGGAAUCAUUACAACAUUAUUUUGGUAACUUGAGAUGCUACAUCAGUAUUUUCACGGCCUUUCAAUGUGUACAACGUGUCUUUUGUUGGAACAGUUUUUCUGAUCUCUCCUUCACCAAAAAAAAACAUUAAAUCAUCCAUUAAAUCCAGUAUUAUCACAAAAAAAAGAUAUUAUACAUUGUAGCCUUUACCCUGUCAACUCUAGUGUUCCAAGACUCUUCAGAAUUACGUGGCAUCUGAGAUAUUCCUUGUGUACAGAAAGCGGCAAUGUCAGUAUUAUGAAUAUUGUAGCUUUGCCUUAUAAUUUAUACGUUAAAUGUGCUGUAACUAAGGUAGUGUCUACUUCAGUAUGAACACUCUAGAAUGUACAGGUUGUGUUGCUCUUGUGUACCGUACUAGAUUUUCUGUGUAUGAUGUUAAUGUACAGGAAAUAAAUAAUUUUGACCACAA
Messenger RNA from Ornithodoros turicata, 3113 nucleotides. Its product is annotated as transforming growth factor beta-2 proprotein-like. The coding region runs from base 58 to 1518 and encodes 486 amino acids. The record is from RefSeq and is a predicted model, not a curated record. Gene Ontology annotation, cellular component: extracellular region. NCBI's taxonomy places the organism in Eukaryota, Metazoa, Arthropoda, Arachnida, Ixodida, Argasidae. Gene Ontology annotation, molecular function: cytokine activity; growth factor activity. The transcript is spliced from 7 exons.